CGGUCAUUGGUCCCAAAGUCCAGCCGUCCCCUGAUCGGCGCGACAAAUUAUCUUCCAGUUGGGGAGAUUGUGUUCCCAAGGAAAUAGGGAGCCUCUGAAGCCGGAAGGAUCGUGAGAGAAAAAAAAUCUUGACUGCCACAUAUCGGCCAGGUGAACGAAGGACACUCCGCCUGCAUUGCGGGAACCCCACGAGAGACGGUGCGAAUCUCAGGAACGCCUCACCUCAACCCUCAGUCAGGAUAGUUUCAUACGAUAGAAUCCCGGCUGCUUUCGAUUCCCAGCUGCUGACCCUUAUUCGCUACACACCGCAGCACCACAUGUGUUUGACAACAGCGGCCCUGCAGAUGGUCAUUUCGAUCGGCUUUCACCAUGGCCACCACUGAGGUCCUAGGCUUUUUCGACGGCUGGCAUGGACACUUUAAGCAUGGCUCUCCAGCACACAUCCGUCCGACGAGAGCAAUUGGGUGGCAUGGGCGGUCGAAUCACCGCUGUGACGCCGCCGUCUUGAAGAUAAGACUGGGCCUCGUUGCUGAAACCUGGGUCGCGCUGUGCGCCAGUCUCGAGGAACCCCCCCGGCCUCUAUUACGCCGCCAUCUCGGCCUGCCCGAUUCCUCUCGCCCUUGUGGUCACUCCCAGUCAUGCGAAGAGGACCUCGAUUCGCUGUCCACGGACUUACACGACCCAACCAAUAGCGGUGCGUGCGCUCAGAGACACCAGCCUUGCUCAGACGAGGCCCCGGCCGCUACCACUGCGCAUAUUCCGUCUGGUUCCGGCCGCGGAUGCCAAAGGGACGCCCUUCUCACCGACCCGACAACAUGCUUUCGGAUCGACUUUGCGAGUGAGGAAACCUUCCGAACCCAUGCCAAGGGAAAGAAGAAGAAGAACAAUGCCGCGAAAGCCAACAACAGCAACAGCAACAGCAACGGCAAUAACAGCAACGGCAAUGCUGACGACGGCGCUGGGAAGGACGGUGGAGAGGACGCUGGGGAAGCAAACAACGGCGACGGCGCCGGUGAUGCACCAAGUGGAGAUGCUGGCGGCAACGGAGGUGACGGGGGUGAUGACAAAAAGGAGGAUGACAAGAAGGUCGACGACAAAAAGGAAGAAGAGGUGGUAGAAACCAAGAAAGAGGAAGAGAAAAAGGAGAGUAAGGAGCCGGGCGAUGAAGACCCUCUCGAUGCCUGGGGGUUCACCUCGGCCAGUGCCGGCAAGGAGAAGAAGAAGAAGAAAGGAAAGGGUGGCACUGCUGCUGACCCUCCCACCCCGCCAGAGGAGAAGAAGCCAGAGAAGGCUGACUUCGGGUUGCCUGCUGCGAAAACGGGAUCGGGGGCUUUCGAGACAUUUGACGAUAUCAAGUUGGAUGAAAAACCGUCUGUCAGCGCUCAGCCUAGCCCCGCUGAGAGCAAACCGUCGUUUGGAGGCUGGGGUGUCUUGACCAAGGGUAUUGUCAGCAAGGGUGUUUCGAGCUGGGGGUUCUCUUCGCUCGUAAAGACGUUCGUGGAGGAGGAGAAGAAGCCCCCCGUCGAGGACGACCCAUGGGGUCUGAGUAACGGUAAGUCUACGAAUGGGAGGAACUCAACAGACCAGAAUGCGCCCCAGGAGAAGCUUGGCGAGAAGGCGCCGAAGGACGACAGCAAGGGCAAAGAUGCUGACUUUGGCCUCUCGGUUGGUACGACAAAAGAUAAGAAGAAGAAGAAGGGCGGGAUCUGGGGAUUGGAUGACGAACCGGAACCGGCAGCGGACCUUCCGGCCGCUCCUGAACCACCAGCAGCAGCCGCACCACCACCGGAGGUUGACCUGUUCACCCUGACGACCAAAAAGGGUAAAAAGAAAAAGGGAGCCUUGGCUGCUGCUGAAGAACCCAAGGUUGAGGAGCCUCCCAAACCAGCCGAGCCGGAGCCGAAAGCCGGAGACGACCCCUGGGACUUCUGGGGCGCUAAGAAGAAAAAAACGAAAGGUACUACCGAAGAGCCGAAACCCGAGGAGAAGGUUGUGGAACCGGAACCAGAGCCGGAGCCGGAGCCCCCUGCCGAUCCGGAGCCGGCCACAGCUAGCGGCGCGGACGACCCGUGGGGCUGGGGUGCUCCUGCAAGCAAAAAGAACAAGAAGAAAAAAGGUAAGAACGACGUAGCUGAAUCCCCGAAGGACGUGGAGCCGACACCAGAGCCUGCGCCGGAACCUGUGGCCGCUCCAACAAAGAAGAUUGAAGACGACUUCUGGGGCAACUUCGGUAGCAGUAAAAGUAAAAGGAAGGAAAAGACCGAAGACUCGCCUUCUCCGGUGACGGAGGAGCCCAAAGUUGAAGAAGCUCCGGUGGAGGAUAGCUUCGCUUGGGGACCCGCGACUACCAAGAAGGGUAAGAAGAAAAAGGGGAAGAACGCGGUCGCCGAGCCCGAGCCUGUCAAAGAACCGGAGCCGGUAGUGGAACCGGAACCGGAACCGGAACCGGAGCAGAAGCCGGAGCCCGAUCCCGAGCCAGAGCCAGAGCCAGAGCCAGAGCCAGAGGAGAAGAACGAUAGCAUCUGGGGUUUCAGCCUGUCAAAGAAGGAUAAGAAGAAGGGAAAGGGCAAGACUAAGGAGCCGGAGCCGGAUCCCCCGAAGGAACCGGAACCGGAGCCCCAGCCCGAGCCCGAGCCUGAACCGGAACCAGAGAAGAAAGAAGAGGAUAUUUGGGGUUUCGGUCUCAGCAAGAAGGACAAGAAGAAGAAGAAGAAGAGCGGGGAACCUGCCAAGGAACCUGAUCCGCAACCCGCACCCGCACCAGAACCGGAGCCGGAACCAGAGCCCGAGCCGGAGCAAGAGCCAGAACCAGCACCCGAACGCGAACCGAAGAAUUAUGAGAAUCCCUGGGGGGACGAUGACCCCUGGGGCUUUAGCACCACCAAGAAAGACAAGAAAAGGAAGGGCAAGAAGAAUCAGCCAGAACCCGAACCGGAACCGAUCGUGGAACCAGAACCAGAGCCGGAGGUUCAGCCUGAAACUAAUGAGGAUGAGAACCCCUGGGACUUGCCCAGUUCGAAGGACAAGAAAAAGAAGAAGAAGAAGGGGGUCGUGGAUGAGGCGCCACCACAAGAGGACCAGCCACCCAGCGAAGGAAACGACAAGGAGCUUAUUAGUCUCGAGAAGCCUGCGGAUUUGGACAACGUCGACUUUUUCAGUUCCUGGAGCAUCGGCGACACUAAACCGGAGGACAACCCGGACCUAGAUGCCGAGCAGGAAGAGGAGCGCAAGGCACAGGAAGCGGAGGAGCAAGCUAAGCGGGAGGCCGAAAAACAGGCGGCGAGAGACGCCGAAAAUGCCGAGGCCGAGAAGGAGGAGAAGGAACUGGCUGCGCUGAAGGCAAAGAAGGCAAAGAAGCCCAAGAAAUUUCCGAGGAGCGACCAAGAGAAGCUUGACCGGCUGGAAGCGAGCGUCAGGAGGCGAGCCGACGAGAAAGCCGCACGCGAGGCAGAGGAAGCAGAACAAGAGCGACAGCGGAAGGAGGAAGAGGAGCUUGCCGCCCGAGAGGCCGAAGAGACGACCGCCCGCGAGGCGGAGGAAGCUGCCGAACGGGAGAGGCAGGAGGCAGAGGCGGCAGAGGCAGCGGCGGCGGCAGCGGCAGAACUGGAGCCGGAGUCGGAGCCAGAACCAGAGCCGCAGCCGGAACCAGAACCGGAACCAGUGCCAGUGCCAGUAGUGUCUUUAAAGAAGUCCAAGAAAAGCAAGAGAGGAAGAGAAGGAGAGGGAGAGGGAGAGGGAAAAGGAAACGAACACCUUUGAUGACGAUGACGACUUCAAAGACGUUAAUCUCACAGCCGAGCAAAUCGAGGAGUUGCUGGCCGACGAGCCUAAAGCGGAAGAGGAGAAGGCGCCAGCCGAGGAGGAGCCCGCGGCUGACAGCGCCUUCAGCUUCUGGGGGACCGCCAAGAAGUCGACAUCCAAGAAGUCCAAGC
This is a messenger RNA of Chaetomium strumarium, 3932 nucleotides long. RefSeq lists its product as uncharacterized. NCBI's taxonomy places the organism in Eukaryota, Fungi, Ascomycota, Sordariomycetes, Sordariales, Chaetomiaceae. The transcript is spliced from 3 exons. Bases 370 to 3759 code for a protein of 1129 amino acids. The record is from RefSeq and is a predicted model, not a curated record.